AUGGAGUACCCUCGCCAGAAGUGGGCCAGCAAUGUGGAGUUCCUGUUGGCCAGCACGGGGAUGUCCAUCGGGCUGGGAAAUAUUUGGAGAUUUCCGUACGUUGCCUACGACAACGGCGGGGGGGCGUUCCUGCUUCCCUACCUGCUGAUCAUGACGGUGGUGGGCCGCUCCAUGUUUUACAUGGAGAUGCUCAUGGGCCAGUUCCGGAGUUCCGGCGCCACGCAGGUCUUCGACUGCGUGCCACUGGCCAGGGGCGUGGGCUGGGCCAUGGUGUACACGUGCUUCGUGAUCUGCCUCUACUACAAUCUGCUGCUGUCCUACGCGCUCAACUACUUGUGGCACUCGAUCUCCGGAAAAGAGCUUCCCUGGACCCGCUGCGAUCCAGCCUGGGCGGACAAGCGGUGCUUCGACAGCGACAGCUUGUUGGUGAGGCCAUGCUCUUAACUGAAUACGAACGCU
Rhipicephalus sanguineus (brown dog tick) is the source of this 459-nucleotide messenger RNA. RefSeq names its product sodium-dependent dopamine transporter-like. The transcript has 3 exons. The record is from RefSeq and is a predicted model, not a curated record. Gene Ontology annotation, biological process: sodium ion transmembrane transport. The coding region runs from base 1 to 444 and encodes 147 amino acids. Gene Ontology annotation, molecular function: L-amino acid transmembrane transporter activity. Lineage: Eukaryota; Metazoa; Arthropoda; Arachnida; Ixodida; Ixodidae. Gene Ontology annotation, cellular component: membrane.